Acanthamoeba castellanii str. Neff is the source of this 1548-nucleotide messenger RNA. Its product is annotated as periplasmic phosphate binding protein, putative. NCBI's taxonomy places the organism in Eukaryota, Discosea, Longamoebia, Acanthamoebidae. The transcript is spliced from 12 exons. The record is from RefSeq and is a predicted model, not a curated record. The coding region runs from base 1 to 1548 and encodes 515 amino acids.
AUGGUGGUGCUCGUGAUGGUGGCGCUGGUCAACGCGGCGACCGAUGUCACCAUCCAUGGCGCGGGCGCCACCCUCCCCCAGACCAUUCUCGCCACCGGCACGGCAACGAACCCGUCGUGGAUCAGCUCCUUCCAGACGAUCACCAACAACCGGGUCACAGUCGUCUACAACGGCACUGGGUCGGACAUUGGUGACAAGUUGCUGCUGGCCGAGCACCCGAUCGACUUCGCCAUUUCGGACGCGCCGCUGAGCGACCUCGAGGUGGCCGCCCUCAAGUCGCCCAUCCUCCACCUCCCGAUCACCCUCACCGCGCUCGAGUUCGUCUACAACCUGCCCACCGACCAGAUCAGGCACCAACCCCCCAUCGUGAACUGGAACGACCCGGCCAUUCUCCAGUCCAACACGCACCUCACCUACGCCGGCCCAAUCUUCCCCGUGGUGCGGACGGACGGGUCGGGCUCCACGUUCGUGCUCUCCCAGUACCUGGCCACCGGCUCCUCCUACUGGCCCUACGGUUCGUCGCAGCGGUUGCCCUGGCCGACGGGCGUGACGUCCGCCCUCUACAGCUCGGGCAUGGCCACCGCCGUCAAGGCCACCGUCGGCACCAUCGGCUACGCCCGCUGGGGCGUUGCCACCGAAUCCGGGCUGCAGGCGGCGAUGGUGAAGAACAGCGCGGGCUAUUGGACGCACCCCACGCAGGAGUCGGUGUUGGCCGCCUGCAUGGACCACUCCCCGGACUUCGGCGGAUUCGGUCUGCCCGGCGCUGGCGACAGCUGGGAGAGCUUCUCCCUCGUCAACGAAGGCGGACACUCGACGUACCCGCUGGUUACGUUCUCCUAUGCGCUGGUCUACCGCAACAUGGGCGGGAUGGGCGACCGCGGCGCCGCCGUGGCCAACCUCCUCAAGUACAUCAACAUGGCGGUGGCGCCUAGCUUCCACUUUGUGCCGCUGCCGCUGUUCGUGCUGCAGGAGAACGAGAAGACCAUGCAGACCCUCGAUCUCGGCCUCGGCUACUCCUUCUACGACUACUACAAUCCGCACGUGCCCAAGGGGGGCAACCGUACGGCGGGCAUCUUGAGCCUGGUGCUGUCGCUGCUCAUCAUCUUCGGCCUCCUGGCCCUCAUCGCCAAGGAGAUCCACGCCCACUUCGGCCAGGACCGUGCCCGAGGCAUGGAAGACGGAGAGGAUGGGGGCGAGCGAGAUGAAAUGGCGUGGCCAGCACUCGGCGAUCUUCAGCAAGCGGAAGAGGAGCGCCCCUUUGAAAUCGAAAGGCGUUUCUUGAUCGAGGAAAUCACCAAGGGAGUGCAGCAGCUGGUGAAGAACAUGAGUGCCCUCAACGCCAACAUGGAGGCGCUGGCGCAGGGCGGCGAGGAGAUCGCGCACUUCUCCCGCGCCUUUCGCCGCUUCUACGCGCAGGUGGCCGCCACGGUCCCUGUCGCCAUCGCCGCGGCCUCGGCCUCGGGCUCCUCGCCGGCCCUGGACGACACCGACCUCGGCCAGGUCUCCAUGGAGGCCACGGGCACUGAGGACCUCAGCCAGUCCCAGUGA